ACUAUACGGAUAGAAAAAGGUGUCAAAAAGCCACAGCCACCGAUAAAGACUUCUGCUACUAAUGGUAUCAUUGAAAGAGAUGAAACGCCUAUGGAGAAAGAAAUUGUGCAUCCCCAUCGAGUGGACUUUGAAUUCUCUGACAUAUUCUACUUCUGCAGAAAAGGGUUUGAGGCCAUUGUGGAAGAUGAAGUCACCCAAAGAUUUUCCUCUGAAGAGCUGUUCUCUUGGAACCUCCUAACAAGGACUAAUGUCAACUUCCACUACAUCAGCCUGAGGCUGACUAUUGUGUGGGUCAUUGGGGUUAUAGUUCGAUACUGCUUCCUGCUGCCUUUGCGCAUUACCCUUGCUGCCAUUGGGAUUACCUCAAUGAUUGUCGGGACAACGAUCGUAGGACAGCUGCCUAACAGCAGUAUGAAAAACUAUCUGAGUGAAGUGGUUCACCUCACGUGCUCCCGCAUCCUUGUCAGAGCUCUGUCUGGUACUAUCCAUUACCAUAACAAGGAAAACAAACCUCAGAAAGGAGGAAUUUGUGUUGCCAACCACACAUCACCGAUAGAUGCGAUCAUUUUGACAAAUGAUGGAUGCUAUGCAAUGGUUGGCCAGGUUCACGGUGGACUAAUGGGAGUUAUUCAGAGGGCCACAGUCAAGGCCUGUCCUCACGUCUGGUUUGAACGCUCUGAAAUCAAAGACCGCCAUCUAGUGACAAAAAGACUCAGGGAACAUGUGGCAGAUAAAAACAAGCUCCCAAUCUUAAUUUUUCCAGAAGGCACCUGCAUAAACAAUACUUCUGUGAUGAUGUUCAAGAAGGGGAGCUUUGAAAUAGGAGGGACAAUCUAUCCUGUUGCAAUCAAAUAUGAUCCUCAGUUUGGAGACGCAUUCUGGAACAGCAGCAAAUACAACAUCGUGAGCUAUCUGCUGCGAAUAAUGACCAGCUGGGCCAUUGUUUGCAAUGUGUGGUACAUGCCACCAAUGGUUAGACAGGAAGGUGAAGAUGCUGUUCAGUUUGCCAACAGAGUGAGGUCAGCCAUUGCUCGACAAGGAGGACUGACUGAGCUUCCGUGGGAUGGAGGUCUGAAACGAGCAAAAGUCAAAGAUACUUUCAAGGAAGAACAGCAGAAAAACUUCAGCAAGAUGCUAGUGAGAAAUGGAUCAGUAGGAAACCUAUCUCCAGGAACAGAGUCAGACUGAACGGUGGUUCUUGAAAACUAAUUUUGCACAACCAGCCUUAGCAGGAAUAGUGGUUUUUUAAUUAAAAACAAACAAA
This is a messenger RNA of Nestor notabilis (Kea), 1264 nucleotides long. Its product is annotated as glycerol-3-phosphate acyltransferase 3. Gene Ontology annotation, molecular function: glycerol-3-phosphate O-acyltransferase activity. Gene Ontology annotation, cellular component: endoplasmic reticulum. The transcript is spliced from 11 exons. NCBI's taxonomy places the organism in Eukaryota, Metazoa, Chordata, Aves, Psittaciformes, Psittacidae. The record is from RefSeq and is a predicted model, not a curated record. Gene Ontology annotation, biological process: triglyceride biosynthetic process. Bases 91 to 1188 code for a protein of 365 amino acids.